UGUCCAAAGAGCACAAGGAGAGAAAGAGAAAGGAUGCUGUCUCUUUAAGAGUAUUUUUAGGCUGAUAGUUGAUGAUGGUCAGUGGUGGGGAAAAUCAGAGUUAGUGGCGGCAGCGCAGUGGCACUCUGAACAUGGAUGACAUUGAAAGAUUCUGAUGUACUGUGGAUUUAACAGCUUUUUAAGAGGAAUUCACACAGACUAACACAAUCACUGGAUUCUGGUUUCUUGCAUGCAUUUAAUCUUAAUUGAUUUGGAGCUAUUAUUAGGGACACUGGAGGUAGAUGUGAGGGAUAACUUCAACUGGUGAGAGAAACCCACCUCUGGGCUCCCCAUCCCAGUCUUCUCCUACACCAGUGCCCUAUUCCCCACAGCCAACAUGUUUUCCUCCAACUUUCUGAGCGGGGGGAAUCCUCUAAGUGCAAUGUCCUCUGCUGUGAACAAGUUUGGUCUUUUUGGGGAUGAGACCAGUGAGGAAAAACAACAACAGCAGCCUCCAGGAUCCUCAAAGCAGAAGGAUCACCAACAGCAGGGGAACGGCCAACCAGCCUCGCAGGGACCUCAGAGACAAAGUGGACCUCAGCCACAGGGUAUGGGAAGGGGAGGCCAAGGAGUUGGACGGGGAGGCUCUCAACCACAAGGAGCUGGAAGGGGUGGAUCUCAACCACAAGCAGCUGGACAGGGUGGAUCCCAACCACAAGGAGCUGGACGAGGUGGAUCCCAUCCACAAGGAGCUGGACGGGGUGGAUCCCAACCUCAAGGAGCUGGACGGGGUGGAUCUCAACCUCAAGGAGCUGGACGGGGUGGAUUCCAACCUCAAGCAGCUGGACGGGGUGGCUCUCCUGUACUGCAAGGGGCUGGUAGAGGAGGUCUUUCCCAGCAGGGAGCGGGUAGGGGUGGAUUGCAACAUGGAACAGGUGGGGGUGAAUCUCCUAAGCACGGUGUUGGGAAGGGUGGACCAAGAGGACCUGGGUCAAGGCCUCCUUCAACAGAGCCUCAGGAGAAAAGUGGAUCUGGAGCUGGGGUUAAAACCCUCUGUCCAGUCUGUAAAAACACAGAACUCAAUCUUAAAUCCAAGGAUUCACUCAACCAUAAUACCUGCACACAAUGUAAAUCAGAGGUCUGCAACAUGUGUGGGUUUAGUCCUCCAGAUGCAACUGCUAAGGAGUGGCUUUGCCUGAAUUGCCAGAUGCAGAGAGCUCUGGGAGGGGCAGAGAGCAGUGGACCUCCUACACUAAAAGCCCAAUCACAGCCCAAGGACAAUGUACCAUCACAGAACCUUGCAAAGAAAGACACACCUCACAGUAAGCAGAUGCCUCCAUCUGCCAGUCCGCCAACAAAACCAACACAAAGUCAGAAACAAUCAAGCCAGUCCAGCACAAGUGCAGCUCAUACAUCGCAGCAAACAACACAACAAAAACCUCCUACAAAGCAAACAACACAAGGUGCUCCUCCUGCCAAAAGUGAGCCACCAUCAAAGACUGAUCCUCCUAAAAAAGAAGAAGAGUCCAGUUUCUUUGGUUUCGGUUUUGGUGGCACUCGAUCCCGCUCUCCUUCUCCACAGCCUGGUGCCUCUUCUGUUUCUGGGAAGGUUUUAGGAUUUGGUUCUUCAUUCCUUAGCUCUGCAUCAAACCUGAUUUCAGCUACCCAAGAUGAAAACUCAACCACACCCCCGACCUCUCGAAAGGGAUCUACCAUUUCCCAAACCUCUGCCAAGAUCACAACACCCCCUUCAUCAAGAAAAGGCUCAGAGGCCUCUAAGGGAUCCCCCAAUCUUUCCAAGUCACUGAUGCAAGAGGGAAAAACACAACAACAACAAAAUAAACCUCAAGACACUCAAAAACCAACAACAAUUACGGAAUCCCCAUCUGCUCAGGCUACUAAAGUGGAUCAAAGCCCAAAACUUCCUCCCAAAUCCUGUCCACUCUGCAAGGCACUCCUAAGAAAAGAUCCUCUUAACUAUAGUACCUGCACUGAAUGCAAGACCAUUGUGUGUAAUCAGUGUGGAUUUAAUCCUGUGCCUCAUCAGACGGAGGCAAAGGAGUGGCUUUGCUUAAACUGCCAGACACAGAGAGCACUGAAAGGAAUAGAGCCUCCAGGACAACCCACUAUAAAAUCCAAAACACAGCCCAGCAAAUCUAAUAAGAUGGAUUCUACACUUGGCCCUUUAGAAAAACAGUCCUCAACUCUGCCAACAAUGGCUAGUCCUGCCAACCAACCUGCUGCUCAUAAAAAGGAGAUGCAUGAACAACAGACUAGUGCAGUUGGAGCAAAGCAAGCUCCUUCCACUAAGCCUGUACAACAGCAGACAGUAAAAAAUGCCUCCUCCCCUUCUGUUUCUAAAGCAUCACCAAAGGCUGAGGCUGAACAAGAACAGUCAGGAUUUUUUGGCUUGGGCUUUGGUGGAGCACGGUCACGGUCACCAUCUCCUCAGCCUGCGGUUUCUGCCAUGUCUGGUAAGGUCUUGGGAUUUGGUUCCUCCUUUCUGAACUCAGCAUCUAAUCUCAUUUCAUCAGCAGUUCAAGAUGAACCUUCUACAACUAAUUCCCAAGCUACUUCAGUCUCACAAAUUUCCCUCAAAACCAACACUCCACCAAUGCCUCGAAAAGGGUCUACAACGUCAAAUGAAAAUCAAUCAGUUGGUCAGAAAGAAGAUAAAAAGAUAGAGUUAACUGCUGACCUAAAUAAUAAAGCACCAAUAUCUCAACCUAAAAAAGGUGAACCUUCUUUAUUGAUGCCAAAAGCAGACAAAAACCCUCAACCCUUGCCCAAAUCCUGUCCACUUUGCAAGGUAGAAAUCAAAAAGGACCUUGCCAACUACCAGAUCUGUACUGAAUGCAAAACUACAGUGUGUAAUCUUUGUGGAUUCAACCCAACACCCCAUCAAACAGAGUUGAAAGAGUGGCUAUGUUUAAACUGUCAGACUCAAAGAGCUCUCAAAGGAAUGGAACCACCAGGACCUCCAAAAUUGGAGUCUGCAGCACAGGCUAAAAAACAGCCUGCCAGUAAACCAUUGGUUUCACCCUUGAUUCAAAAGGAAGGUGCAUCUGAAUUAGACAAGUUAGGCAAGAAAAUUGGCCCUCCUCAGAAAUUACAAGACCAACAAUCCAAGGCUCCAAAUGGUGCUCUGCCAAUCCAAAAGGCCCAACAACAAGAACAUGAAGCCAAAUCUGAAGUCUCUGCCAAGUCUGCCAAGGAAGAAUCUGGAUUUUUUGGUUUCGGUGGUGCAAGGUCAAGAUCUCCAUCUCCUCAACCUGCUGUGUCUGCUGUUUCUGGGAAGGUUCUUGGUUUUGGCUCAUCCUUUUUAAGCUCAGCAUCCAAUUUAAUAUCUACAGCUGUGCUAGAUGAGACAUCUACAACACCACCAACCUCCCGCAAAGCUUCAACAGUUUCCCAGGGCUCAACACCAACCACUUCUCGGAAGAGUUCUGCUGUUCCACAGAUGUCAAACACCGGGGACACAACACAAACAACUGCAGAAAAACAAGAGACAUAUCAACAAGCCAGCAAAUCUUCUAUGAACAAAACAGCUGAUAAAUCAUUACCUACCAAAGUGGACAAAACACCCCUGCCCCUCCCCAAGAGCUGCCCACUUUGCAAGGCAGAUAUUACAAGUGUUCCUCCUAACUUCAGCAGCUGCACUGAUUGCAAAACUAUUGUCUGUAACCGUUGUGGAUUUAACCCUAUGCCUCAUGAAAAAGAGGUAAAGGAGUGGCUUUGUUUGAGUUGCCAGAUAAAGAGAGCAUCUGAACCUUCAAGUCUAGAUCCUAAGUUGCAGUCUAAACUUGGCUUACAACAAGAUAAAAGAGUUCAACAUCAGCCUCCUCCACAAAAUGUUCUAAAUGAAAAAUCCCCUGCACAGAAAGAGAGCAUAAAACCUCAACAGCCAAAAGAUGCCAGUGUUUCAGCUAAAUCUGAAAUUACAACACAAUCAGAUUCCUCGAAAACAGAUACUGGUUUCUUUGGUUUUGGUUUUGGUGGUGUUCGAUCUCGAUCACCAUCUCCUCAACCUGUUGUGUCAGAGAAGGUACUGGGCUUUGGUUCCUCCUUUCUCAGCUCAGCAUCUAAUCUCAUAUCUUCAGUAGUUCAGGAUGAAUCCUCCACAACACCACCAACACCUCGUAAAGGUUCAACCGUUUCCCAGAGCUCUGUGAAGUCUACAACACCACCCACCUCUCGUAAAGAUUCACUAACAGUAGCAGCUACAUCCCGCAAGGGAUCUACAGCAUCCCAGGACUCCGUAAAAACACAGCCUGGGGAAACUAAAAUUCUUUCUCAAAAGCUAAUGGAAGACAAAAAGUCCUUGCAAGAUCAAAUUUUAAAAGCACCGUCUACAUCUCCAUCAAAGCCUCAAUCAGCUGUUAAGUCCUCUCAGCUUCUUGUUAAAAAUUGCCCACUUUGCAAAGUGGAGCUCAAGAAAGAUCCUCCCAACUUUAACACCUGCACUGAAUGCAAGAGCAUUGUAUGUAACCUCUGUGGGUUUAAUCCCAUGCCCCACCAGACUGAGGCAAAUGAGUGGCUUUGCUUGACCUGUCAGGUACAGCGAGCAUCAGUGCCCAAAGAUCAAGCGAAGAUAACAACCCCAGUGCCAAAGAAAGAGAAAGAUCUUCCAGAAUCUUUGCAGAAGAAACAACACACAAAGGAAGCCACAAAUGCUGGUCACAAAUCACCAGUAGCAGGGGGUAAGGAGCCCACUGCUGACUUACCACAACAGGUCAGACAACCUAAGACCCAACAGCAGAUGAAAUCGGACAAGCCUCUAGAAAAUCAAUCUGAACUACCACCAAAGACUGAACCUCAUCAAGAGGGUUCUGGAUUUUUUGGUUUUGGCUUUGGUGGGGCUCGGUCAAGGUCACCUUCACCUCAGCCUGCUGUGUCUGGGAAAGUUUUGGGCUUUGGUUCCUCCUUUCUUAGCACAGCCUCUAAUCUGAUAUCAUCAGCUGUUCAGGAUGAGCCUUCUACAACACCACCAACUUCCCGCAAAAGUUCAUCAGUUUCGGAAACCACAAUACUUCCUGGCUCCCGCAAGGGCUCUUCAGUAGCCAUGCAAGAGUCUCAGAAAACUCAACCAAGUAAAGACACUAAACCAUCAAUUGAGCAGAAGAAAGAGGAGAAGACACAAUUGCUUCAGCAGGUUAAUGUUCCAUCAAGAGAAUUGAAAGAUAAUUUAAAGAUGACAAAGGAUUCGCCCAAGCCUCUUCCCAAGGUCUGUCCACUCUGUAAGGUGGAUCUCAAGAAAGAUCAAUACAACAGUUGCACUGAAUGCAAAAAUAUUGUGUGCAACCUAUGUGGGUUCAACCCAAUGCCCCAUCAAAAUGAGGUGAUGUGGCUUUGCUUGGCAUGCCAGAUGCAGAAAGCACCAGAACCUCCCCCUGUGCAACUGCAGUCACAUGCAAAGAAGCCAGAAGAUACAGUACAAAUGGAUAAGAAACCACAAGUACCAGGGAAACAAGACUAUAAACAAACUUCAGCAGCAACUGUACAACCCGCCCAGAAAGAAACACAAAAGCAGCAUAUUACAGAUGUUUCAAAGUCAGAAUCACAAAAAACAGAUCCACAGCAAGAUAAAGUUGGAUUCUUUGGGUUUGGUUUUGGAGGAGCUAGAUCAAGAUCACCUUCUCCUCAGCCUGCUGUCUCAGAGAGGGUUCUAGGAUUUGGUUCAUCUUUCUUAAGCUCAGCAUCUAAUCUAAUCUCAACAACUCCUCAAGAUGAGUCCUCCACAACACCGUCUAGUUCUCGCAAAGCUUCAACAGCCUCUCAAAUGUCUGAUAAAACACCACCAACCUCUCGAAAAGGUUCUGCUGUCUCACAAAUCUCUAAUAAGGUUAAUACCACUCCAGCUUCCUCUCGCAAGGGUUCACAGACAUCUAUUAAAACAACACCUCCAACCUCACAAAAGGGAGCUGAAGCUGAUGUAAACAUUAAUAAUGCAGAUGGGGCAAAAACUAAAGUUCCAGAAAAGGGAGAGGAAACAAAUAAUUUAGUUACCUCACAGCAACAAGAACAAGGAAAAGCUCAAGAUGGGGCUUCUCUGUCAUCAGAACUCCAUGAAGAUCCAAGAAGUAGAUCUCAGUCUCCUUUACUUCCACCUGCAGCAUCUGCUGUCUCUGGAAAGGUUCUAGGAUUUGGUUCUUCCUUGUUUAGCUCAGCAAGUAAUCUGAUCUCAUCAGCUCUAGAAGAACCUUCAACAACACCCCCUGCUUCUCGAAAGGGUUCAACAGCUUCCCAACUCUCCGCUAAGACUACAACUCCUCCACCUUCUCGUAAAGGCUCAUCAGUUUCCCAGACUUCAGACAAGAUUGCCACUCCACCUUCCUCACGAAAGGGCUCUGGGGUUUCUUUGACAUCGGCUCCUGGUCCUACACAGAAGAAAACACUUGAUCCAGAUGCCACUGUAAAAGAAAAGGCUGCACUACUUACUGGUACUCCAGAGUCAAUACAAAAAAAGAGAAAAGACGAGAAACCCAUGGUCAGUCAGGCACAGCCAACAACUACUAAAGAUGCAGCUCUUCCAGAAACAAGGACAAAGUCACCAAUAUCACUUCCCAAAGCCUGUCCUCUCUGUAAGGUUGAUUUGCAGAAGGAGCCUCCCAAUUUUGAUACCUGCACUGAGUGCAAAAACACAGUGUGCAAUCGUUGUGGCUUUAACCCAAUGCCUCAUGAGACAGAGAAAAAGGAGUGGCUUUGUCUAAACUGUCAGAUGCAAAGAGCUCAAGCCGAGGCCAACAAGGUAGCUCCUCCGGUAUCACCACUAAAGAAAACGACACCAGCUCCUGUUCCUAUCAGUGAGAAAGAAAAGACUGCAGUAUCUUCAGGUACUCCAGAGUUUACAAAGGAAAAUACAAUUACUCCUAAACAGAAGCCGCAACAGCAGGAGGACAUCAAAAAAAUAGCACAGCCAUCACUAAAUCAAUCUACUGCUCCAUCAAAAACUGCACCCACUAAAGAAGAGAGUGGCUUUUUUGGCUUUGGACGCUCUAGAUCGCCAUCUCCCCAACCUGCUGCUUCCAGUGUUUCUGGUAAGGUAUUUGGAUUUGGUUCUUCCCUCCUGAGUUCAGCUUCUAAUCUUAUGUCCACUGCUGUACAAGAUGAAUCCUCCACAACACCCCUUGCAACUCAAGAGGAUUCAGCCCCUUCGAAAACUCUUGUGAAGACUACAUUAACACAAGCUACAACUCAGGGAGGAUCAGCUGAUUUGUCACCUAAGCAGGGAGCUAAAUCUGUUCAAGAGAAUCAGAAAGACAAGGAACAAGAAGGAAAGAUGAAAGAAAUUCAGGCAAAAGCUGUUAUCAAAGAAGAAGUCUACAAAUCAGAGCCUCCAAAGGCUUGUCCAUUGUGUAAGGCAGAAAUAAUAAAGAAUCCACCAAACUAUAGCACAUGUACUACUUGCAAGAACACAGUGUGUAAUCUCUGUGGAUUUAACCCAUUGCCACAUCAAACUGAGAUGAAGGAAUGGCUGUGUUUGAACUGCCAGAUCCAGAGAGCUCCCAUACCUCCAGCUGGACAACCCGGUCCACAAACUACCAAGUUACCUCCACCUGCCUCACCACAAAAACAACACACUCCUGGCGUUGUAGCAGAAGAUCAGAAACUUGAUGCUUCUGGACAACACAAAAUCAAACCCAAUUCAGCAGAUUUGAAACCACCUACAUCAGAAGCCCAAAAGCAGAAAAGUGAAGUCUUACCUGCCAAGUCUGAUCAACCACAUAAACCCGAACCAUCUAAACAAGAAACAGAUUUCUUCAGCUUCGGGUUUGGUGGCUCUCAGUCAAGAUCACAAUCUCCUCAGCCCACUGUGUCUGCUGUCUCUGAUAAAGUUUUUGGCUUUGGCUCCUCCUUCCUAAACUCAGCAUCAAACUUAAUCUCCUCUGCUGAACCAUCUAAAACUCCGCCAACAUCUCGAAAGGGUUCUACAAUUUCUCAGACUUCAAGCAAGACCAUACCAACACCUCCCACUUCUCGAAAAGGAUCAGUAGCUCCACCAGAGUCAAAACUAAAUCCACCUCCAGUGCAGUCUAAGCCAACGUCUACACCAACGCAAGAACAGAAAGGGCCACCAGAUGUUCAACCAUCCAAACCUUUAGAAGCUGAAUUGAAUAAAGAGCCACCAAAAAGCUGCCCCUUAUGUAAAGAGACCCUCAAGAAAACCCCACAAAACUAUAGCUCUUGCACUUCUUGCAAGAGCAUUGUUUGUAAUCUCUGUGGAUUUAAUCCCAAUCCUCAUCAAACUGAUGUGAAGGAGUGGCUGUGUUUGACUUGUCAGAUGCAUAAAACUUCAGGACCUCCUCUUCCUCAACCAGAGCCACAAUCUAAUAUAGCACUUGCACCAGCAUCUCCACUGAAGGAAAAAACUCAGGUUUCACCUUCUCCUGAGAAAAAGCCAAGUGUUACAGCUGACCAGGACAAGAAGCCUCUUGCAGAGACUAAAGAACUAAAAACACCAAAUACUCAAAAAUCUAAAGGUGAUGUUCCUUCUUCCAAGCCUGUUCCACCACCUAAAGGUGAACAGGUUAAAGAAGAAUCCAGUUUCUUUGGCUUUGGUUUUGGCAGUUCUCGAUCUCGAUCUCCCUCUCCCUCUCCUCAAGCUGCAGUCUCUGAUAAGGUUUUUGGUUUUGGGUCCUCCUUCCUCAGCUCAGCGUCAAAUCUAAUCUCUUCGGCUGUUCAGGAUGAGUCCUCCACCAAAACUCCACCAACAUCACGCAAGGGAUCUACAGUUUCCCAAGUUUCAAAUAAAACCACACCUACGCCACCCACUUCUAGAAAAGGAUCUGUAAUUCCUCAGGAUGCUAAACAAAAACAACCUCAAAGAGAAUCAAAGCCAGCUGUUUCAUCAAUACAAGAUCAAAAGCCAGUAUCAAAAACCCAAGAUCCUCAGCUGGUCAAACCUGCACAUACAUCAGAGGAGAUUUCAAAAGCCUGUCCACUUUGCAACGAAACACUCAAAAAAGAUCCACAGAACUACAGCACUUGUAGUUCAUGCCAGAAAUCUGUUUGUAAUCUCUGUGGAUUUAAUCCAAAUCCACAUCAAAUUGAGAUGAAGGAAUGGCUAUGCUUGACCUGCCAGGUAGAGAGAGCCUCAGGACCUCCCCCUGCUCAGCAACAAGUACCACUAGCAUCUACACAAAAGAAAGUAACUCUAGAAAUUAAGCAGACUGUUACUGUUGAGCAGGACAAGAAACUUACUGAGGCUAAAGAACCUACAGUUACUCCAACAGCAUAUGCUCAAAAAUCUAAAGAUGAUACAAUUCCUUCCAAACUUGCUCCAACAUCUAAAGUUGAACAGAAUAAGGAAGACUCUGGUUUCUUUGGCUUUGGUGCACGAUCUCGGUCACCUUCACCUCAAUCUGCAGUGUCUGGAAAAGUUCUGGGUUUUGGGUCCUCAUUCCUCAGUUCAGCAUCUAAUCUGAUAUCCUCAGCCAUUCAGGAUGAGUCAUCCAGCAAAACUCCACCAAGUUCUCGUAAAGGAUCUACCGUGUCCCAAAGUUCUAUCAAGACAGCACCAACACCACCGACCUCUCGAAAGGGUUCUGAAGCUGCUCAAGCUGUGCAAAAAAGGAAAGUGGUGGAGGAAGCCAAGGUUACUGUUGUACAGAAAAAAGAUGACAAGAAAAUAGAGGAGAAUAAAUCACAAGAUGAGAAGCCCAAAGUACCAGUUGAUGAUGUGCAAAGUAACACACCAGUCCCAGAGCUUUCGAAAGUCUGUCCAAUCUGUAAAGUAGACUUAAAGAGCAAUCCAUCAAACUACAACACUUGCACUGGAUGUAAGACCACAGUGUGCAACCUUUGUGGAUUUAGUCCGAUGCCACACCAAACUAAGGUAAAGGAAUGGCUAUGUUUAAACUGUCAGGUAAAGAAAGCACAAGAAUUUCCCUCUGCCCAACCACCCCCAAUGGCUAGCAAAGCAUCUCAACCAACAAAAUCACAAGACAUGGACAGUCCUAUACCCUCUAAAAUUCCUGUUUCUUCACUAAAUAUGACAGAUGUCAUUGGAACAAAAAGUGCAUCGGUUGCUACAGAGAAUCAAGAGAGUAAACCAACACAAGCAUCAUCACCAGUACCCCAAAUGCCAAAAAGUGAUCCAUCUCCUACGAAACAUGCUGUAUCACAGAAAGCAGAACCUUUAAAGGAGGAAGCGGAAUUCUUUAGCUUUGGUUUUGGUGGUGCCCGAUCUGGAUCCCCUCAGCCAUCUGUUACUGCUGUCUCAGGAAAGGUUCUUGGCUUUGGAUCCUCUUUUUUGAGUUCUGCAUCUAAUCUAAUAUCAACAGCCAUGCAAGAUGAUUCCUCGACAACCCCACCAACUUCUCGUAAGGCUUCCAUGGCUUCAGAAACAUCUGCAAAGAAUACAACGCCGCCAACAUCUCGCAAGGCAUCCGUGGUGUCCCAAACCUCAUUAAAGACUACACCAACAUCGCCUGCUUCUCGUAAAGGAUCUGUAACUUCUCAACAAAUUCCACCUACUGGUGAUACCAGUAAAGCACCUAUACCAGACAAAACAGAUGUGAAGCAGGUCCAACAGGCUACAACAGUUCCUGAACCUGUAAUAGGCGCAGUCACAGCUCCCAAAGCAGAGACCAAAACAUGUCCUCUUUGCAAAGUGGAUCUCAAUAUAGGUUCUAAGGUCACUCCAAACUACAAUACUUGCACUGAGUGCAAGAAGAUUGUUUGUAACCUCUGUGGAUUCAACCCAACACCACAUCAAACAGAGUUCAAUGAAUGGCUUUGUCUGAACUGCCAGACACAGCGUGCAUUAAAUGGAAUAAAACCACAAGAACCUUCUAAAAUAAAAACCCACGAACAACCUGACAAAGUCUUUACCCCAGCACUUCCUCAAAAAUCAGAAAGUAUAACACCAGGGUCAUCAUCAACCACCAUAGCUCCUGAUUCUGUGGAUGGAACACAAAAGAAAGAGAUUCAAGCUGUGGCCAUCUCUGACAGAACUAAGCCUGCUGUUUCAGCGGAUGUCCAAAAGAAAGAAGCAGUCACAGGUUCUCCAAAACCCCCAGAGAGUAACAUAAAGGGACCACCUGUACCCUCAUCUGAGUCUGACAAGCCUCCUGAAAAGGCUACUCCAAAUGUGCAGACAGAGCCACCAAAACAGGAAUCUAGUUUCUUUGGUUUUGGAUUUGGUAGUCCUAAGAUGCAACCUGCUUCACCUAAAUCAUCAGAAUCAACAACUGGGAAACUGUUUGGCUUUGGUGGUCUUACAGAAACAGCUAGAUCUAGGUCACCCUCACCGCAGUCUGUUUCUGCAGUCUCUGGGAAAGUUCUUGGCUUGGGAUCUUCUAUAUUUAGCUCAGCAUCUAACUUGAUUAGCUCAGCUGUUCAGGAUGAGCCAUCCAAAACACCCCCAACAUCUCGAAAGGGAUCGACAGUUUCUCAGACAUCUACUAAGGCAACAGCUCCCACAUCUAGGAAAGGAUCUGCAGUGGCACCAGACUCUAGUAAAGUUUCACCUGUUGGAGACACUAAAACACAAGCAGCACAAGAUGUAGAGAAGAAAACAGAAAUCAAACAAGUUACAUCACCCAAACCGCCCGAAAAAUCGGCUUCUAAAGAAGUCAAAACCAACUGUCCAAUAUGCAAAGUGAAGCUCAACAUUGAUUCCAAGGAUGCCAAGAAUUUUAACACAUGCACUGAAUGCAAGAUGACAGUGUGCAGUCAGUGUGGAUUUAACCCAAUGCCUCAUCAACAUGAGGUUGAGGAAUGGCUCUGUCUGAAUUGCCAGGUACAACGGGCACAGCAAGGAGUGAAAAGUCCUUCAACAUUGCCUCAGUCAGUUCCUUUAUUAAAAGACGACAAAACUACAUCCAAAGCUGACAAGGAAGCUCCAGCUCCAGUUGACACCAAACCUGAUGAGAAUCCAGCUGCAGUUCCCACUAAGAAGAAGGCUGCACCUGAUCAGGAAAUAAAGAAAGACAUUUUAGUUCAAAAGACCAGCAGUGAUGCCAAGCCAACUGAUAAGAUCACCUCUAGCAAAGAUCUUCCUAAGCAGGACAAUACUAAAACAGAGCCUGAGAAAUCCCAACAGCCACCAACCAAGGAUACAAUUAUUCCUGUCAAAUCUGCUCCACCUACUGAGACUAAACCUCCAAAACAGGAGUCAAGUUUCCUUGGUUUUGGGUUAGGUGGUCCUAAAGCACAGCCUUCUUCCCCAAAACCAACGGAUUCAGGCACAGGAAGGUUCUUCAGUGGCUUUGGCGGCCUGACAGAAACGGCAAGAUCUCGAUCACCAUCACCACAGUCUGUUUCUGCUGUCUCUGGGAAAGUUCUGGGCCUAGGAUCCUCUAUAUUUAGCUCAGCGUCUAAUCUGAUAAGCUCAGCUGUUCAGGACGAGUCCUCCAAAACACCACCAACUUCUCGAAAGGGAUCGACAGUUUCCCAGACAUCUACCAAGGCAACACCUCCCACAUCUCGGAAAGGAUCUGCAGUGGCACCAGAUUCUAGUAAAGUUUCACCUCCUGAAGACACUAAAACACAAGCAGCACAAGAUGUAGAGAAGAAAACAGACAUCAAACAAGUUACAUCACCCAUACCACUUCAAAAACUUGCUCCUAAAGAAGUCAAAACCAACUGUCCGUUAUGUAAAGUGGAGCUUAACAUUGAUUCUAAAGAUGCCAAGAAUUUUAACACAUGCACUGAAUGCAAGAUGACAGUGUGCAGUCAGUGUGGAUUUAACCCAAUGCCUCAUCAAACAGAGGUUGAUGAAUGGCUCUGUCUGAAUUGCCAGGUACAACGGGCACAGGGAGGAAUAAAAAGUCCUCCAGUAAAUUCUCAAACAGUUCCAUUAGUGAAGGACAACCAAACCACAUCCAAAGUUGACAAGGUAGCUCCAGUUGAGUCCAAACCUGACGAGAAUCCAACCGCAGCUCCCAUUGAAAAGAAAGUAGUACCUACUCAGGAAAUAAAGAAAGACAUUUCAGUUCAAAAGACCAGCAGUGAUGCCAAGCCAACUGAUAAGAUCACCUCUAGCAAAGAUCUUCCUAAGCAGGACAAAACUAAAACGGAACCUGAGAAAACACAACAACAACCAACCAAGGACACAAUUAUUCCUGUCAAAUCUGCUCCACCUACCAAGACUGAACCCCCAAAACAGGAGUCAAGUUUCUUUGGUUUUGGGUUAGGUGGCAGUAAAGCACAGCCUCCUUCCCCAAAACCAACGGAUUCAGCCACAGGAAGGUUUUUCAGUGGCUUUGGUGGCCUGACAGAAACAGCAAGAUCUCGAUCACCAUCACCACAGUCUGUUUCUGCUGUCUCUGGGAAAGUUCUGGGCCUAGGAUCCUCUAUAUUUAGCUCAGCAUCUAAUUUGAUAAACUCAGCUGUUCAGGAUGAGUCCUCCAAAACACCACCAACUUCUCGAAAGGGAUCGACAGUUUCCCAGACAUCUACCAAGGCAACACCUCCCACAUCUCGGAAAGGAUCUGCAGUGGCACUAGACUCUAGUAAAGUUUCACCUGUUGGAGACAAUAAAUCACAAGCAGUACAAGAUGUAGAGAAGAAAACAGACAUCAAACAAGUUACAUCACCCAAACCGCUUCAUAGACCAGCACCUAAAGAAGUCAAAACCAACUGUCCAUUAUGUAAAGUGGAGCUUAACAUUGAUUCUAAGGAUGCCAAAAAUUUUAACACAUGCACUGAAUGCAAGAUGACAGUGUGUAGUCAGUGUGGAUUUAACCCAAUGCCUCAUCAAACAGAGGUUGAUGAAUGGCUCUGCCUGAAUUGCCAGGUACAACGGGCACAGGGAGGAAUAAAAAGUCCUCCAGUAAAGCCUCAAACAGUUCCUUUAGUGAAGGACAACCAAAGUACAUCCAAAGCUGACAAGGUAGCUCCAGCUCCAGUUGAGUCCAAACUUGAUGAGGAUUCAACUGCAGCUCCCACUGAAAAGAUGGCUGCACCUGAUCAGGAAAUAAAGAAAGACAUUUCAGUUCAAAAGACUAGCAGUGAUGCAAAGUCAGCUGAUAUGAUCACCUCAAGCAAAGAUCUUCCUAAGCCGGACAAUACUAAACCAGAACCCGAGAAAACACAACAACAACAACAACAACCACCCAAGGAUACAAUUACUCCUGUAAAAUCUACUCCACCUACCAAAACUGAACCCCCAAAACAGGAGUCAGGUUUCUUUGGUUUUGGGUUAGGUGGUCCUAAAGCACAGCCUCCUUCCCCAAAACCAAUGGAUUCAGCCACAGGGAGGUUCUUUAGUGGCUUUGGCGGCCUGACAGAAACGGCGAGAUCCAGAUCACCAUCACCACAGUCUGUUUCUGCCGUCUCUGGCAAAGUUCUGGGCCUAGGAUCCUCUAUAUUUAGCUCGGCAUCUAAUUUGAUAAGCUCAGCUGUUCAGGACGAGUCCUCCAAAACACCACCAACUUCUCGAAAGGGAUCGACAGUUUCCCAGACAUCUACUAAGGCAACACCUCCCACAUCUCGGAAAGGAUCUGCAGUGGCACCAGACUCUAGUAAAGUUCAACCUACUGAAGACACUAAAACACAAGCAGCACAAGAUGUAGAGAAAAAAACAGAUAUCAAACAAGUUACAUCACCCAAACCACUUCAAAAACCUGCUCCCAAAGAAGUCAAAACCAACUGUCCAUUAUGUAAAGUGGAGCUUAACAUUGAUUCUAAGGAUGUCAAAAAUUUUAACACAUGCACUGAAUGCAAGAUGACAGUGUGCAGUCAGUGUGGAUUUAACCCAAUGCCUCAUCAAACAGACGUUGAUGAAUGGCUCUGCCUGAAUUGCCAGGUACAACGGGCACAAGGAGGAAUAAAAAGUCCUACAGUAAAACCUCAAACAGUUCCUUUAGUAAAGGACAAUCAAACUACAUCCAAAGCUGACAAGGUAGCUCCAGCUCCAGUUAAGUCCAAACUUGAUGAGAAUCCAACUGCAGCUCCCACUGAAAAGAAGGCUGGACCUGCUCAGGAAAUAAAGAAAGACAUUUCAGUUCAAAAGACCAGCAGUGAUGCCAAGCCAACUGAUAAGAUCACCUCUAGAAAAGAUCUACCUGAGCAAGACAAUACUAAACCAGAACCCGAGAAAACACAACAACAACCACCCAAGGAUACAAUUACUCCUGUAAAAUCUGCUCCACCUACCAAGACUGAACCCCCAAAACAGGAGUCGGGUUUCUUUGGUUUUGGGUUAGGUGGUCCUAAAGCACAGCCUCCUUCCCCAAAACCAACUGAAUCAACCACAGGAAGGUUCUUCGGUGGCCUGACAGAAACAGCGCGAUCCCGAUCACCCUCACCACAGUCUGUUUCUGCUGUCUCUGGGAAAGUUCUGGGCUUUGGAUCUUCAUUAUUUAGCUCAGCAUCUAAUCUGAUCUCUUCAGCUGUUCAAGAUGAGCCGCCCACAACACCACCAACUUCAAGAAAAGGUUCCACAGUUUCUACUGACUCUGGUAAAGCUACCACAGCACCAGCCUCCCGCAAAGGCUCAGUGGCUUCUGCCAGGACUACACCACUGACACCUCGCAAAGGAUCUGUUACAACAGAAACCGACAACAAUCCUCCUGCAAAAGAGGUAAUACAGCAGGUUGAAAAGAAACCAGAGCAAGUCAGUGUGGACAAAUUAUCAAGCAUACCUACAUCAGAAAAGGAUACACCUGAAUCUGGAAGGGAUAUAUUACUGACACAUCCUGAAAGUUUACCUCAACCAUCCACUUGUCCGCUCUGUAAAAUUGCUCUAAACAUGGACUCGAAGGACCCUCCUAAUUACAAUACCUGCACCGAAUGUAAAAGCGUGGUAUGCCAACUCUGUGGAUUUAACCCUAUGCCUCAUCUUGCAGAGGCUGAGUGGUUGUGUUUGAAUUGCCAGACACAGAGAGCUAUAACUGGGCAGCUGGGAGACAUGGGGAAAAUACCAAUAGCUGGUCCAGUAUCUGCCAAAGACAAACCUACAGUCACAUCCAAAACACAGCUUCCUGAGACUCCUGCACCAACACAGGUAGCUGCUCCACAACCUGAGCUAAAACCUUCAACUGAAAAGCAGGCAAAGGAAGAGAAGACUACUGUUGAAAAGGCAGCGGUGACCACUCCAGCAGUCCCUGCAUCUCUGUCUGUUGUUCCUACCACAUAUUUGCCACAGACUGAGAUGACAGCUGUGGUGGCACCAAUACCAGCUGCAGAGUCUCAGAAAGCUGUUGUUACCGCUGCUGAGGUCACUUUGACAGAAACAGGCAGAGACAAAAUCCCAGAUGAGAUAAAAGUUGAGAGAGGACCAAUCUCUAUGAUUCCAGCAGCCACUGUUGAGGCAGAUGUAGUAAAGGUCAAAGAAGAUACAUACACUCAUCCUACAACAGAAGGACAACUGGACAAUGUUGUGAUACAGAUAGAUACCAGUCUUACAGAAAUUUCUAAAGUAGAUACCUUGAAAGCAGAUACUAAAGAGCAACAAAGAAAGGACAUCUUACCAGUUUCAGUAGAAUCAUAUAGCUCGGCUGAAGAGGAGCUUAAAGAGAUACAGCGGGUCAGUGAAAUGGCAAUGAAAGAAACUGCUGCAAAACUGUUGCCUGUCAGAGCACAAGAUAAUGUAAAACAAUACCAUGAGGACAGCAGUGAGAGUGAACCCUCUCCUCAGAUACAAAGAAGAAGAGUGAGGCCUCCAUCCUCAAGUAGUGAGGACUACAAAAUAGACAGUUCAAAUUCUGGAGAUGAUGAGGAGUUCAUCCGUAGACAACUCAUGAGCAUGGGUGAAGAUGAGAACUUACCCUCUGAUGAGGAAAACAUUGUCAAAGAACAACUAGACGCAUCGCAAGAAACCAAAGAAGUCGAUUCCAUGAAGCCUAAACGUGCCCUAAAGAAACUUACGGUAGAACCUGAGGAGUACCUGUCUUCUCAUGAUCAAGAUGACCAAGUUGUCCAAGUCAUUCCUGUCUCAGAAGCAUUAGAAGUAUCAAGUGUGGAAAUAGAUGUCUCGGUUGACAAUAAGAUCACAGUCACUGACACCAUAGCAGCUGCCGUUACACAAAAAAGCCCUGUUAGACAAACCACUGAGGAGUAUGAGAGUCUUGUUGAAGACUCAUCAAAAGGUGAUGGGUCUUCCAGUGUUCAGGUGUCCAGCAUCACACCAGGAACGGCUUCGCCUACUUCUGUGUCCUCCAUUGAUGAAGAUAGUGAUAGUAGCCCAAGUCAUAAAAAGGCAAGAGCAGAGAGUAAACAGCAAAGAAAGGCAAAACACAGACCGCACGGCCAAGCCCUUGCCACUAUAGAAGACUCAUCUGAGGAGGAUGGGUUACAUGAGAAAGGUGAUCAACCAAUGGAGCUAGAAGAAGAAAGAGAUGAUCAACAGCCAUUAAGAAAGGCCUCAAGAAAAAUGAAGACUGAAAAAGAUGAAUUGGUCAUGCAAAGGAGGCGCGAUCAUUUGACGAAAACUGAUAAAUUACGUCAGGUUGCAGGAACAGAGGAACGGAAGUCCUCUUCCUUCUCUGACUUUUCGCCCAGUGUUGAAUCUGAUGCAGAAAGUGCAGAAUACAGAACAUUAUCAUCUGAAACGCAAGAGGCUGCAGGGAAGCCAUUAAAGAAUGCUGAAGAGGUAUAUGAGGAAAUGAUGCUGAAAGCACAAGAAUACAAAACAUCAGAGAAAUUUACACCACCUGAUAUUGAACCAUUAUAUGGGGGCAUGUUAAUAGAAGACUAUGCUUAUGAAACUUUGGUUGAUGAACAAGACCAGGCUGCAGCAGCUUUUGGUAAUUUCACCCAUGGGCAGGACCGGGAGUCUGUGAGAAUACUUAUGACACCAGAUGAGGCUUACGAGGAGAUGAUGCGUAAAAGGAGCAAGAUUGUGCUAAAAGAAGAAGAGGCUCAGCAAACAUACACAACAAAGAUUGACACAUCAUUGCCACUUGAUGACAGUGACACUUGUUUUGUGACUAUUUCUGGAAACGAUGCACUUGCUGCAGAUAAAAAUUCAAAGACACUGUUGCAAACAGAGGAUGCAUAUGAAGAGUUGCUGAAGGCACAGAAAGAUGUUUUAACACCAGGAACAAGUCCGACACCAUCAACUCCUUUGUCUCCUGCCUCCCCUUUGACUGUAUCUGAGUCAUCAUAUGAUUCCCCAGAGGUUAUACUCAUUCCUUCAAGUGGAGAAGAAGACAACCUGGCUGAACCAAUUGAAUGUAUUUUGGAGCCCUAUAUUACAGAGUCAACGUCUACUCAGGAUGCGUUUGUAAAUAAAACAUUAUAUCCUAUUCCUGAUUUAAAGAUCACCCAGUGUUCCUCAGGUGAAGAUGAAAUCGAAGAGGAGGACAUUGCCAGACAAGAACAAAUAUCACCUGAGCCAACUGAUGUCUCUCUAAGUGAAGAAGAACCACAAGCCCCAGGAGAGUUAUUUGAGAAUGAUCCCAUUUCUGUUGUCUGUGAAGUUCCUUCAUCAAAAUAUGUUGUGGAAACAACAACGCUAUCUCCACUGUCUCCACCAACAUCCCCAGCAAUUUCAUCUCCAGAUUCAAAUCUAGAACUAGCAACAGCUCCAUCGUCCUCUCCAAUGUCUGACCAGACAUCUGAAUUAACUACACCAGCUAGCCCCAGUGUCGCUGAUGUUUCUGUCCCAGUUGUAAUUCACAUGCCAGACCUGAUGGAUGAGCAAACCACAGUACACCCAUCAAUUGCAGCUUCCGCACAGACUAUUGUAUCCUCUUCACCUGCCAUUUUAGCUUCACAUCAUGUCUCGGAAGAUGCUAGCACUCCUGCUCCUCCUGAAGUUCUUGCUUCAAAACCAACUCAAGGUCCCAAACCAACCCUGGCUCCAAAACCAACAAUAACAAAAACCAUACAGCAAGCAGUCCCUUCUCCUGAGUGGGUUUCGACCAAUACAGUGGAUUCAACUCAGAAACCUUUAGCUGGUGCAAUACAUGAACCAACAUCAGUUACAAAAUCAGCAAUUACAGACAAACCAACUGUUGCACCCAUGACUGCUGAAAAAGUUGACCAUGUGAAAAUGUCAACUACACCAGCUCUUACACCUAUUGUUCAAUCUCAAGAAAAACCUUUAAUAGAGACUUCAAUUGUUGUUCAAAUGCCAGAUCAUAUUUCCUCUUCAUUGAAGCACCCAGUUGUAGAACAAACUCCAGUUUCAGCACCUACUCUGCCAUCUACUACAUUAAAGAAUCAAGUACCUACAGCUAUCGCCAUUGUUGCUACUAUGCCAGACACACUCCUAUGCCAGGUCACGUCUACAUCUCAGUCAGUGGAACAAGCAUCAACUUCUGUUCCAACAAUGGUACCAUCCUCAGUUCCAGCUAGCAUCGUCUCUACAGACCCAACAAGCUCAGCUGUUGUACAAGUGGCCACACCACCAUCUGCUCAUACCACGUUACCUGCUUUGAUUAGAGAUGUUCAGCCACCAGCCAGUGUUUCAAUUCAAAUUCCCAUUCAGAGACUAGUGGAAACCAGAUCAGAUAUUGCACCACCAUUACAUCAAGCCACUCCUAUUUCACCCCCAGUGAGUCACAUGGAGUGUAUUGCUGCAAAGACAGUCUCUGUUGUUUCUCCUACUAUUACUACAACUGUUGCUUUUGAAAAUUCACUUUCCCAUCCCGUUAAAUCAAUGCUGGCUGAUUCUCAGCCAACAAUGACACAAAUACCGCAGAAAAUAAUUCCAGAUAAUGCAAUUCCUCCAAUUGAACAGAAACCACAAAGCCAGAUUAGUUUCAGAUUGCCAAAUCUAGAAAAAACUGUUAACGAUGAGAAAGUCCAACCUGUUAUUGUUAGUGUUUCUCCCAUUACUUAUGCAGCCACAGUAUCGAGUUUUGUUUCUCCUUGUGUGGCAUCUGCAAAACCUUACAUUUCUCAGGAAAGAACGGAUAAACCAGUAAUUUCAUUUCCACCACCUCCCCUUGCUACACCCCCAGAAUUACCAUAUAGCACAGUACCCAGGUCUGAUUUUGACCAGCAAAUGGCUUUUCAAACUACCUCAUCAGUUACUUCAUCUCAACCUAACCCCCCAGCAACUGUGGCUAGUGUGACUGUAAAAGCAGCAGUGACACCAACACACAAAUCACCACCCCCUGUUCCCCCCAAACCUGUCUGUAUUCCCCCAGGAUUGGUAUUUAGCCACAGAUCACGUGAGAGCAUAAAACCACCAGUUAGUCCCGAACCAGUAGUUGUCCAAGCAGUUCGUGCUGCAACUUUGCCAAGAACAAGAGAACCUCCAAAUGCAUUAACAUUAAGUUUGACAGCCCCAAUAGAGACCAAGCACAGUGCUUCAUCACCAAAAUCACCUUUGUCACCAAGAUUUGCUAGAACUCUUGAAACAUACGUUGUUAUAACAUUACCAUCAGAACCAGGAUCACCUGUAGAAACCAUUACAACUCAAGCACCUAUAAGAAGAUCCUCACUACCAACUUCCAGGCAGCAGGUAACAUGUGAUGCUCCAAUAGUGUUUAUUCCAGCUGCAAUAGAUGCACCUGUGUCAUUAAUUUCAGCACAAGUUGUAGCAGCCCCACCAAAACCUCCCCCAGCUUUAAAAACAGCAGCACCUUUUGGGGGAAUGGCACCUGACUUUGCUUCAACUACAAUGGAGACUUAUUAUGCAUUGCCAGAGAUGAAUUUAACACAAAGCAUUGCACCACCGUGUGUAACAGUUCCAGAGCUGCCAGUAACUUCUGAUCCAAUGCUGGUUGAAGCUCCUCGUUUAGUGACAUCCUCAGAAUUAGCACAGACUAUGAGUUUUAUUCCUCAUAUCAGUAUGGGAAAUGUAACACAUUCCCCAUCUGAGUUUGUUACACCACAUUAUUCAGCACCAGUCGAAAUGGCACCUCCUGCUUUAAUUUCAGCAGCACCUGUUGCAGCACCACCACUACCACCUACUUCUGUAGAACCGACAGUAUAUCAUGCAAUGGUACAUACCACACCUUCUAUGGUUUGUCCUCCUCCCAUGGCUUCAGCUUCAACCUUGUAUACAUCAAAACCAUUAGAGGAACUACCAAUAACCUUAACCCCCAUGUCUGGGGCGCCAGCAGUGUCUGUUCCUCAAAAUACAGUGAGUGAUGUUCGAAAAGAACUUGAGAUGCAACAAGUGCAAACAGCAUAUUCAGUACCAAUAACAAUAACCCAGAUUCCAAUCCAAGCUCAAAAUGAAGAUAUUCCUGGUUUGGAUAUGGAAGAAGUACUAAUAGUCUCAGCCCCAGAAGAGAUAUUAACUGAUCUGGGUCCAACGCCAGUUCCAAUAACACAGCAAACAAUUUAUGAGGAAAAAACUGAAAUUCCGUCAAUGACUUCUGCAACAGCAGUGCCACCAGUACCAGUCACAUUUACCCAAUUUACAAAAUCUAUUGAGAGUCAAGAAAUAUGUGGACAGGAUAAGUUUAUUUCAAGCAUGAGUCAAGUCUACUCUGCAAUUUCAACAACUGAGCAGCAUCCUGACACCUUGCCUAAGCUUGUAACCCAAGUUGUCACGACUGAAGUGCAAAGAACAACAACUGUGUCAGUUGUCCAGGAGAGGAUUCCUGUAGACCCUAUUCCUGAACCUGUGAGUGCUACAGUCACAAUUCAACCAGAAGUCCAUCAAAAGUCCAAACAAAAUGGAAGAAUACAUUACCCUACCGAUGUCGUAGAUCUCACCACAUUUAAAGUCAAUGUUACAAUGACUGACAGUGGAAUGGAUCUGACAGCCCCAGACUCAAGUAGGUCUUUUCUGUCAAGUGAAUCAAGUGGCCGACAGGCUACUGCUGUACAGCCGGAAAUUGUGAAUCUUAGUGCUGAAAUAAUCCCCAGUCCAACUCUGUCUGUUGUAAAUGAUAGCAUAACAAUAGUCACUUGCACAGCUACAAUUGCCUACAAUAACAAUAGCACAGUUGACAAGCCUCUGGACCUUGGAAAUGCUACUUCAGUGCCUCUUUCACUUACCACAUACAAUCCAUUUGAGCCUCUUGCACAGAUUGUAUAUAGACCAGUAAAUUCUCAACCUAAGCCUCCAGCUAGUGCAGAGAUUCCUGUUAACCUAUCAAACAGAUCUGCCACAAUCAGCGCCCCUCCUCUAAUGCCUCUUACUGUAGCCCCAGUGAGCUUCACAAAUGGCACUGUUGGUAUACCAAUGCAUACAGAGCCAUCAGUGGUUGGACCUGUAGAUCUCACCACAUCUAAGCCAUUGAAUACCAUGGUUGCUUUGUCCUCAUCUUCUGGAGUGGUCACAAAUGUUGUGGAAGAUGACGGUACACCAGUUGAUCUUACAUCUGGUAGACGAACAGUUUGCUGUGAUGUUAUUUACAGGCUUCCGUUCACAGGGAGCUGCAGAACACAGCCUCCUGUGACAACACAACCAGACACUCAAAUUGGCUAUGAAAUUGAUGAUGCCGAAAUGCCUGUCAUUGAAAAUCUCAGUACCAUGAAGACAUCGAUAUCGGACAGUAAUUUCAAAGAGACUGGGCUCCUUAGUUAUGAAAGGAAGAAUGGAUUCACCUAUCAGAAUGGGGCACCUGAGGGAGCCAUGGAUUUGACAUCAGCUAAAAUGUCAAUGGAAGAAGCCUUAGACUACUCAAAGAAAGGUACUUUGGCAUUUACUGGAAUCACCUCUACUCCAUAUUCUCAAGGAACAUCAUAUGGAGUUAACAGUUUGCUAAGAUCAACAAAUGGCAUUGUUUACUCAUCUGUGGCUGCACCUGUUCCCUCCACGUAUGCCAUUACGACCCAACCAGGUUCAAUAUUUAGUACAACGCACAAUAGUCUGACUGAUCCUACAGAACCAUUGUCAGCAUUUGAAAAUCAGCCUGCUCCAUAUGGCUUCGUGCACACAGCCACAGACCAAUCAAUAUUCUCACAAUCUGAUAUAUCAAAGGAUAUCCUACCCUCUGCGUUAGCUAGUCUACUUCCCUCAUUGACAGCUUUCCCUGAGCUCUAUUCAGAUGCUACACUUGAGGCAAUAGCAGCCUCACUGGAUACACUGGUAUCCCCAAAUUUCCCUGAUUUAGAUGACAGCAAGAGCCAGCAGUACAAGGCAGAACAUGAAUUUUUACAAUUAGAGAAGCUAAAGCAGCUGUGUCUAGCUGAAGAGCUUGAAUGGGAGAGACAAGAGAUACAGCGUUAUCGUGAACAAGAGCAAUUCAUUGUGCAGAAGGAGCUGGAGGAACUACAGAACAUGAAGCAGCAGCUUCUAAUGCAGCAAGAAGAAGAAAGAAAAGCCCAACUGAUCCUUCAACAAGAAACCUUUGCACAGCAGCAACAUCAGUUAGAGCAGAUCCAUCGAUUACAGAAGCAACUACAGCAACAGUUGGAAGAACAAAAGAUAUACCCAUAUGGGUUCGGCCCAAUUGAGGGGAUGUCCCCACCUAUGGGCUCAAACAUUAUACUUGACUCAAAAUAUUCUGGGGGAGAUAAUGGACAGUAUUGGCCAGUAAAGGAUGACAAUUCAAUGUCUUCUGCGGUUUCCACCCAUGACUCCACAUUAGUUCAAAACUGGCAAUCAACAACAGUACAGCACAGUUCAAACAUUCCUGUAACAGUGAGUGCACAGACAAAGGAGCAAAUGCAGUUGUCCACAAACAUGUCUGAUUCAGCAAAGCAAGAGCAAAAUCUAGGGUUAAGUGGUAAGAAACUGAUCGAGAGUGGUGUUCAAACGGAUGAUGAAGACGAAGUUGAGAAGAUUCCAUCUGGCAGAAAGAGAAGAAGUAGGAGAAGUGUAGAUAGCUGUGUUCAAACUGAUGAUGAGGAUCAGGAUGAGUGGGAUGUUCCUGUUCGGAGUAGGCGCAGGUCUCGUUCCAGUAGAUAUGCUGAUGGAGAGAAGGGUAAAAGCUCUAAGGUGUCAAGUAUUGCGAUUCAGACUGUAGCAGAGAUUUCAGUUCAGACAGAGCAUUCGGGAACCAUUAGAAGAUCUCCUGUUAGGGCUCAAGUGGACACAAAGGUAGAUUUACAGAGAGAGGGCCAAACAGAAAGUGAUUCAGAUAUUACAUCAGACAAAGAUAAAAGACGCCCAGUUCCUACUGGGAUAACUGUUAGCACACACCUAACAGCUGAUGAUGUUGGAACUUCAAUGGUUACCAAGUCUCCAAAGGUACUAUGCUCCCCAGUCUCACCAAUGUCCCCUGGGAAAAGUUCACAAAAGAUGCUUACAGCUGAUUCAUCAAGGCAUCUCAGUAGUCCAAGAUCACUACGGGCUUCACAACGAUCUCUGUCUGACCCCAAGUCACUUAGUCCAACAACUGAGGACAGAAUGAUGUACCAGUACUCAGAAACCUACUCAAGCAAAGGUUCUCAGAGUGGCACACCAGUUGGCUCUUAUAAGAAAGUAAAACGCACUCUACCUCAUCCACCCCCGGAAGAAGAUAACAUCAUUGGCCUCUCUGGGUACACCACUUCUUCAACCAGAAGACGAAUGUGCAGGAACACAACUAUGGCACGAGCCAAAAUCCUUCAGGAUAUAGACAAAGAGCUGGAUUUAGUUGAACGUGAGUCCUCCAAACUCCGUAAGAUACAGGCAGAACUUGAUGAGGAGGAGAAAGAGAUAGAUGCUAAAUUGAGAUAUCUGGAGAUGGGUAUAAAUCGAAGAAAAGAGGCUUUAUUGAAAGAGAGAGAGAAGAGGGAGAGAGCCUACUUACAAGGAGUGGCAGAGGAGCGAGACUACAUGUCAGAUAGUGAGGUCAGCAACAUCAGAGAGGCACGAGGCAAUGGUCAUGGACUAGAAAGGCCACGGACUGCCCCACAGUCAGAGUUUAACCAGUUCAUCCCUCCACAAACUGAGUCUGAGUCCCAGUAUGCACAGCUUACGAGCCCAUACUCCCAUUAUCAGUAUGCAUCUCAAACAAGUCAGUACCCUCAGCAGACUUUGUACCAGCAGCAGUCUCUUUACCAUCAGCAGGUGUCCCCCUACCAAUCCAUCUACUCAUCAGUGCCCUCACUUAAUCAGCAGUCCCAGCAGACUGGCUAUGACCAUUCCUCACUCCUUCUGAUGCAACAAAAGCCCCGUCAGACUACUUUGUCUGACUUAGAGCCAAAAAUAACAACAAACUAUGAGGUUGUACGCAACCAGCCCCUCCUAAUUGUCCCUACAUCCACAGAGAGUGCCUAUGGAGUUUCCCAUCUUGGUGGCAAAUACAGUAGCCUUGAUCUGCGGAUGGGCCUGGAAGAGAGAGCCAGCAUGGCCAGCAGUCCCAUGUCGAGCAUAUCAGCUGAGUCCUUCUAUGCAGACCUUGAUCACCACAAUGCGAGGAACUAUGUCUUGAUUGAUGACAUCGGUGAACUCACAAAAAGCUCAACGGGUCUCGGGUCAAGCUACAGUAUCGCCGAUAAGGAUAUAAGCAAAGCUGAUCGACUUCUCCGGACUGCUGAUAUUCGUCGAACAGCAGAUGUGGCAGACUUUCUCAGUCCACUCCAGUCUGCUUCUCGGCUCCAUUCAUAUGGAAAAGCAGAUGAGGAUUCCAUGGAGGAGCCAUAUGAAUUGAAGAUGCUGAAACAGCAAAUCAAGCAGGAAUUCAGACGAGGCACUGAUAGUCUUGAACAGCUUACAGGCCUGCCUCAUUACCUCCAUUCUGACACUAGUUUUAGACAUUUCCCCAAAGCUGAGAAAUAUAGCAUCGGGAGACUAACUUUAGAGAAGCAAGCUGCCAAGCAACUUCCUGCGUCAGUUCUUUACCAGAAACAGCUAAAGAAUAAAAAAGCACUCAUUGACCCUAAAAUUACAAAGUUUUCACCCAUCCAGGAGAGCAGGGACAUUGAACUAGACUACAGCAACUUUUUGGCCUCUGCCUCAUCAGUUGGUGGACUGUCUGCCAGGGCACGGCUCCUGCAGGAUGAGAUCACAUUUGGUCUCAGGAAGAAUCUAGCAGAGCAACAGAAAUAUCUGGGUUCAGCUCUUGGUGCUAACCUGGCUCAGUCCCUCAACUUUGGCCAAUCUCUAAAUCUAGGGCCUACCAUAAGGUCUUCCCUGCAUGAAGAUGGCACCUACCCCAGCGGCACUCGAUCAAGACCUUCCUCUAGGCCUUCAUCUGUGUAUGGACUGGACCUUUCUAUCAAAAGAGACUUAUCAAACUCUUCACUACGCUUGAAAACAGAGGGUGAAGGCAUGGACUCCCAGUUUGUUUCUAGAGCUAAACCAACAAGUCUGCCAAUCAGUCAGAGCAGAGGUCGAAUCCCCAUUGUUGCACAAAACUCUGAGGAAGAGAGUCCAUUGAGCCCUGUGGGUCAGCCCAUGGGAAUGGCCAGAGCAUCUGCAGGCCCGCUUCCACCCAUAUCGGCAGACUUAAGGGACCAAUUUGGCUCCAGUCAUUCUCUUCCAGAAGUCCAGCAGCACAUGAGAGAGGAGUCUAGGACAAGCGGCUAUGAGCGGGACAUUGCCUUUAUAAAGGAUGACCUUCAGGGGGCCAUGUCAGAUAGUGAAGCUGGAGGUCCUAGCUGGAAUGUGAAAGCAUAUCACCUUCAGCAUGAAGAGACAGACUGGUUUGACAAACCCCGCCAGGGACGUGGUGGACCAGAGUCUGGGCCUGACAGAAGACAGAUGAAAGGCAGCCAUUACCCCUUCCCACACACUCGCAUCAAACUGCAACGGGACCCCAAGGACCACAGUGUCUCAGGGAGUGGGCUGGGAAUCAGAGUCGUGGGUGGAAAAGAGAUUCCAGGAACCAACAGAGAGAUCGGAGCCUACAUCGCCAAAGUUUCAGCAGGAGGAUAUGCUGAGCAAACGGGGAAAGUCGUAGAAGGAAUGCAGGUUCUGGAGUGGAAUGGAAUCUCUUUGCUUGGAAAAACAUAUGAAGAAGUGCAGAGCAUUGUGGGUCAGCAGAAUGGAGAAGUAGACGUAUGUGUGCGACUAGACUUAAACAUGCUCUCCAACACAGAACAGCCUCAACAACUGGAGCUCCACAAUCAGCUAAGAGCUGGUGAGCGUCAGCGUUCUCCAGGCGUGGACCCAAAGCAGCUGGCGGCGGAGCUGCAGAAGGUGUCUCAACAACAGGGUCCAGCAUCAGUUCUGUCUGCCCUGGAGAGAGCAGGACACCUGCACUCGGGACCCGGAUCUGCUGCAUCCAGUGGAGUCCCCAGUCCCGGGCAGCCUGGCUCCCCAUCCGUCAGCAAGAAACGCCACAGCAGCAAGUCAGCAGAGGCCCUGAAGCCACAACCGCAUCCAAUCACUGGUGACAUACAACUUCAAAUCAACUACGACAGGAAUAUGGGCAAUCUGAUUGUUCACGUGCUACAAGCAAGAAACCUCGCUCCGAGAGAAAACAACGGAUACACAGACCCUUUCGUCAAAGUCUAUCUCUUACCAGGCAGAGGCCAAGUCAUGGUUGUCCAGAACGCAAGUGCUGAGAACAAGAGGAGGACUAAAUAUAUCCAGAAGACCCAGAACCCAGAGUGGAACCAGACAGUCAUUUACAAAAACAUACAUCUGGAGCAGCUGAAGAAGAAGACUCUGGAAGUGACUGUGUGGGAUUAUGACAGAUACUCCUCAAAUGAUUUCCUCGGAGAAGUGCUCAUUGAUCUCUCUAACACGACUCAGCUUGAUAACACACCUCGCUGGCACCCUCUAAAGGAGCAAAGUGAAAGUAUCCACCAUGGAAGAACCCACCCUCCACAGGGGCCCGGCGGCUCAGGGGGCUUUGGAGGUCAGGGUGGCUCUGGAGGUCAGGGAGGCCCUGGAGGACCAGGAGGUUCUGGAGGUCAAGGAGGGCAACCAGGGAACCAGGAGUCCCCUAAAACCUCAGUCAUCAAAAGCCGAAGUCAUGGCAUUUUCCCUGACCCUGCUAAAGAUACACAGGUCCCUACAAUAGAAAAGUCCCACAGUAGUCCCGGCAGCUCCAAAUCCUCCUCUGAGGGUCACUUGCGCUCACAUGGCCCAUCACGAAGCCAAAGCAAAGGCAGCGUCACCCAAGCACACUUGGAGGAGGCCGGAAACGCCAUCGCUGCAGCGGAAGCUGCCGUCCAUCAAUCCCGACUCCAGCCAAAUAAAACCAACCACAGAAUGACGGAUGGAGAAGGAUACACUCUGGACAGUGAAGAUAGCAUGGGGACUAAUGCUUUGGACAGUGCCAUAUUUCAAGUCCCCCAGAUGAAAAACAUCCCGAAUGGAACCGAUAAAACCAGAGGACUUGAAUCUUUAAACUUGCCUGACUCCGAAGGUAAGAUGAUGGGAGAGAUAAAAGUUGCUCUGAAGAAGGAGAUGAAGACUGAAGGAGAGCAGCUGGUUCUUGAGAUCCUGCAGUGCAGAAACAUCACCUAUAAGUUUAAAUCUCCAGACCACCUCCCUGAUCUGUAUGUAAAGCUUUAUGUGGUGAAUGUGGCAACACAAAAGAGGAUCAUAAAGAAGAAGACCAGAGUGUGCCGCCAUGACAGAGAGCCAUCAUUCAACGAGACGUUUCGUUUUAACCUGAAUCCCGUUGGCCAUUCUAUUCAGCUGUUCCUGGUGUCAAAUGGAGGGAAGUUUAUGAAGAAGACCCUGAUCGGCGAGGCCUACAUCUGGCUGGACAAGGUGGACAUGAGAAAGCGGGCGGUCAGCUGGCACAAGCUGGUGCCCACUACCAGUCAGACACAGCCAUAAUCAGACACUCCCAUCAGCGCCCUUCAGGAAAGAGAAACAACACAGGUAUAGAAAUGAAUGUCAGGUGGUGGGAAUGGAAAACCAAGUUAAAGAAACAUCUGAAUGGAUGAAACUGAAAUGUUUAUUUGUGACGUUCUGAAUUUCCAAUCGUUCACUAGGAUUUACAAUAUAAAUCAAUUUCAGAUCACAUGAGUAUCUUUGCAACUACAUCAUACAUCUAAAAUAUCCACUUUUUUUUUUUUACAUUUCACAUUUUCAUUGCAAAAAAAUUUAUUAAAAAUCACAAGUUAGACGUAGCAUAAUAUAUCAUUGUUAACACAAUCAUGAGAUAUAUAUAAUGACCAUAUCAGACUAUGUUAUGCACUGUAUGGAGGUUAUCCCAUAAGACAGAAAGACAAUCGUAAAUAUAACGGAUUUCCCCUCAUAAUGAAUGCAGAGUUCACGAUUCCUCCGUCUGUAAUGUCUUGAGUGUCGUCUUCAGCGUUUGUUUGGCGAUGGAUACACUGAUACCUCACUGAAAUCGAGAUGAUCUGGUUUUCACCUAAUGAUUAAAUGAUGCCGUGCUUUGUUUUCAGCGUCUCGGGAGGUAUCUCUGAGGUUAAAGGGCAUCUAUUUUCGAUUGUUUGUGUCCACGAUGUGUUUGUUUUCUGAACAGCAUCUUGAAGUAAAUGUCCUGUUAGUGGUCAGAUGUCGUCUCUGUUUAGUGACCAAGUUGUGUGUGUGGAAUCCAAAUAUGCAAUGACAAAAAAAAUAUAUAUGAAAAAUAAUAAUUAUGACAAUAAUUAACGUACAUUUGAGUCCUCGUCUGGCUCGAUUGGCUCGACUGAAAUCCAGAUGUGAUGUUUGUUGUUUAUUUGUCCUAUAUGUGUUCUCGGUGGUGCACUUUUUAAUAUUGAUUUCCUGCUGUGAAGUUCAUCUAAAAGGACUUUAUUAUUCAUUAUUAUCACUGCCUCUUUAUUAGCCUGCACCAUAUAAACAUAUUGCAGGUGCCAUUAUUAAAUAAAGGCACGUUUCCUUUGGGUCUUGAAAACACCAGACAGUCAUUUUCUAUCUUAAAAGUCAGUGUUUUUAUUAUCGGUUUAAGUCGGAAACAGAGUGGCUGAUAAACGUACGCCAACGUUUCCAAAUGAUUUCAUCUGCAUCUUGCACAGGUGGUGCACAGAUGUACCUGAAUCUAAAAGGUUGCUGUCGUGGUAAGAUAAAACUAUCGUGUGCCAACCUGAUGUUUUAACCAAAUCCACUGGUUCUGUUUGGGUAAAUCUAUGCAACAUGGAUUAUGUUCUUUGAAUGCAUAUACCUUAACAUGCGACAUCAAGAGAGUGUAUGAAUAUAUGUAUAUCUGUUAAAGAAAAAGAAGAAAAUUCUAUGAAUAUUGUAUAGUGUUUAUUUUUAUUUAUUUAUUUUUUAACUUCCUCUUUAUGGCACAGUACAUAUUGCUCAUAUGCACUUUACGUUAUUGUUUGAUAGGUUUCCAUUUUAUCUUAAAUGUUGAAAUACAUUGGGUUUUCUUGGGGUGGGGAAUAAUAUCUGUGCAGAUCUGAAUCAUAACAAUGCAUAUUUUAUCCUGCGCAUAAUUAUGGCAGCCAAUUUAAAUGUGUAACAAGUGUCAUCAGUUAUCACCUGAAGCAUCGCACAUUUCAAAGUGUGAUUUUGGUUGAGUUUUUCCUUUAAACAAGCACAUUUUAUCACCAUCUCCUCUUUUAUCCUAUUAUUACUUCAUUCCUUUUUGAAAAACCAUCCAGCGUUUGAUGAAUUAAGUUGCUGUAAACAGUGUGAAUGUGAAUUCAGUUGUUUAUUUUUUGAUUUUGUAAAUAUAUAGGAUAUUUUCUACGAGAAGAGGUCUGAAUAUUUAUUUGGUCUGACGUUGAGCAUGUGAUUGUGAUCAAGGUCAAACUCUGUCUGUACAUAUUGUAUUUGUCUAAAUGUGUAAUAUAUAUGGAUUGGUUCAAAAUCAUGUGUUCGAUCAACCCAUUUCCAAUCUGUUUGACAAAAUCAACAACAUCUCUCGGAAUUUAAAAAAAAAAAAAAAAAAAGAAAUCCCCCCUAAAAAAAGACAACAUCAAAAUUUUCUGUCAAAUUGAAUGGUUGUCAAAGAGUUUCUAUGUUUUUACAUAGAUGUUGCAUGUUUUGUUAGAUGUUUGUUGAUAUAUUUUGCCUCCGGAUUCAGUUUAAAAAGAGAGAAAAACUGAACACAUCAUCUGUAAAAAUGCUUGUAAAAUGAGUCUUGUUUUUCACUUCGUGUAAAAAAAAAGUAGAAAAAAAAUCUAAUGUUAUGGUUUUGUGGUUGUCCACAGGAUGUCAUGAAAUUAUGCAAAUUGUGCAGUAGAGAGAAAAAAAAUAUAUGAAAUCUAAGAAAUAAAUAAAAGUUUCUCCCUGCGUCCAAAUAAUAAAGAAUAGAUUCUAUUUCAAAUGUGAAAA
Danio rerio (zebrafish) is the source of this 30862-nucleotide messenger RNA. NCBI's taxonomy places the organism in Eukaryota, Metazoa, Chordata, Actinopteri, Cypriniformes, Danionidae. The record is from RefSeq and is a predicted model, not a curated record.